CACACACUGAGAUCUGAGACCGACGGCUUAACUCCACAGACUGACAGUUUCUUUCACAAUGUCUGAGUUUGAUGUGAUUGUUUUAGGAACCGGAUUGAAGGAAUGUGUUUUAUCUGGACUCAUGUCUGUAAGUGGAAAGAAGGUUCUUCAUAUCGACUCCAACUCCUAUUACGGAGGAGAAAGUGCCUCGAUUUCACCUCUAGAAGAGCUCUAUAAGAAGUUCCAGGUUCCCGCUCCAGCUAAAUCUCUUGGAUGUGGAAAAGAGUGGAAUGUUGAUCUGACGCCCAAAUUUCUUCUGGCUAGCGGUCAGUUGGUGAAGAUAUUGCUGUACACAGAGGUGACGCGUUAUCUGGACUUUAAGGUGGUGGAAGGAAGUUUUGUGUACAAGGGGGGGAAAAUUCACAAAGUUCCCUGUACUGAGACAGACACUCAGACUUCAGAUUUGAUGGGCAUGUUUGACAAGCGCAGAUUCAGGAAGUUUCUGUCAUUCAUCCUGAACUUUGAUGCGAACGAUCCACGAAGUCAUCACGACAUGGACCCUCACAGAACCACCAUGAGGGAAGUCUUCCGGCACUUUGACCUGGGUGCUGAUAUCAUCGAGGUCACAGGUCACGCGCUGGCUCUUCACAGCGAUGAUGAUUAUCUGGAGCAGCCGUGCGUGUCCACCAUUAAUCGCAUUAAGCUUUACUCCGAGUCUCUCUCCCGCUACGGCCUCAGCCCGUUUCUCUACCCCGUGUUCGGUCUGGGCGAGCUGCCGCAGGGCUUCGUCAGGCUCAGCGCCGUCUAUGGAAACCGCUGCAUGCUGAACAGACGUGUGGAUGACAUCAUAAUGGAGGGCGGGCGAGUGACGGCGGUGAAAUCAGAGGGAGAGGUCUUCCGCUGUAAGCAGCUCAUCUGUGACCCUAGCUACAUGCCCGAGCGGGUGAAGAAAGUGGGCCGGGUCAUACGAGUCAUCUGUCUGCUCAACCACCCAAUCAAAAACACCCAUGAUGCCACCUCAUGUCAGAUCAUCAUCCCACAAACACAUCUGAACAGAAAGUCAGAUAUCUACAUAUGUAUGAUGUCAUACUCUCACAAUGUGGCGUCAGAAGGGAAGUACAUUGCUGUCGUGAGCACGCUGAUGGAGAGCAGUAACCCAGAGAAAGAGGUUCAGCCCGCUCUGAGCCUGCUCGAGCCCAUUAUACAGAAGUUCAUGUCCAUCAGUAAUGUGAUGGUGCCCAUAGACGACGGACGCAGGAGUCAGAUCUUCAUCUCCAGAUCUUAUGAUCCAGCGACACACUUCCAGACGGAGACUGAUGACAUCAUGGAUCUGUACCGACGCAUCACAGGCUCAGAGUUGAUCUUUAGAGAGCCCAGAGAAGAUGUGGACUCGGACGAGUAG
Messenger RNA from Triplophysa dalaica, 1381 nucleotides. RefSeq lists its product as uncharacterized. Lineage: Eukaryota; Metazoa; Chordata; Actinopteri; Cypriniformes; Nemacheilidae. Gene Ontology annotation, biological process: vesicle-mediated transport; protein transport; small GTPase-mediated signal transduction. Gene Ontology annotation, molecular function: Rab GDP-dissociation inhibitor activity. The transcript is spliced from 11 exons. The coding region runs from base 59 to 1381 and encodes 440 amino acids. The record is from RefSeq and is a predicted model, not a curated record. Gene Ontology annotation, cellular component: cytoplasm.